AGUCAACGUCCUUCAAGUCUUCAACCCAAUCAACACGCCACUGUAACAGUUUCCACACCAUUUUCCCCCACACUUUUUUUUUUUCCUCAGUGUUCUGUUAAUCUUUUCAUCAACCUUUUCUAUCUUUUUCCCGAAAAAGAAUAGGAUCACUGGCGUCAAAAAAGAUGAAGAAGAUACAAGUUCCACCAGAACCAGGCAAGUCCAUGUUCUGUCUCUUCUUUUUCAUCUUCCUGUCUUGUUUCCAUGUAUGUUUCCCGGAGCUUUCUUCAACCCAGACAAACACAAUGAUCGAACUCUCUAGAUUCCUUAGUAUCCCAGACUGGAAUUUUCCUGGUUCUGAAAGGAAUCCAUGUUCAUGGGAAGGUGUUGAUUGCAGCCGACCAGACAGUAGCUCUGUGAUAAGCUUGUCUCUCUCUGGCUUCGAUCUCUCCAAUUCUUCAUUUCUACCACUUGUUUGCCAAAUCCAGACACUGGAGUCUCUUGAUGUCUCUAACAACAGCUUGAGCUCAAUCCCGGACGGGUUCAUGACAAAUUGCCGAACACUAGUUGGGUUGAAGCAGCUGAACUUCAGCGGGAACCAAGUUUCUUCUUUUCGUGGUUUCCGCAACUUCUCCAAAUUAGAGGUUCUUGAUAUCUCUCACAAUAGGUUGAGUGGGAACAUUGAAGACUAUGGUUUUGAUGCUUUGGUUCAGUUGAAAAAUCUGUCCCUCAGCUUCAACAAGCUAGCUGGUUCAGUUCCGACCAAUUUGGCCAAAAGUGUGGUGAAUCUCGAGGUCUCAGAUAAUUUAUUGAGCGGUAGUAUCCCCGAGGGCAUCGAUGAUUAUCAAGAGCUAAGGUUGGUUGAUCUCAGUGAUAAUCAGCUUGAUGGGUCACUCCCUAGCUCGUUGGGAAACCUCUCCAAGUUAGAAACUUUGCUUCUUUCCAACAACAAUCUUAAAGGGGCAAUCCCAGAGUCACUUUCAAGAAUCCAAACCUUGAGCAGAUUCGCAGCCAAUCGUAACGGAUUCACAGGAGCAAUUCCAUCAGGGAUCACGAAACACCUCGAGAACUUGGACCUGAGUUUCAACCUUCUAAACGGGUCCAUUCCAGAUGAUCUUUUGUCGCAGCAGCCUAAACUCGUCUCUGUGGAUUUGUCAUCGAAUCAGUUAGUUGGAUGGUUACCGCAAAGCAUUUCGCAUAGCCUAGUUAGGCUGAGGCUAGGAAGCAAUAAGCUAAUAGGGUCAGUGUCUUCAGCUGCAUUUGAAUCGCUGCAGAACCUGACCUAUCUGGAGAUGGACAACAACGGAUUAACUGGCCACAUACCUCCUGCAUUUGGAAACCUUGUGAGUUUGAAUCUCCUUAACUUGGAAAUGAACCAGUUCGUUGGGAUCUUACCUCCUUCGCUUGGAAACAUCACCUCGCUUCAAGUGUUGAAACUUGAGCAGAACAAGCUUACCGGAGAAAUCCCAGAUGAGAUAGGAUCGUUAAGUAAACUCUUGAUUCUUGACCUCAGCUGGAAUUCUCUGAGUGGAUCUAUACCGUCCUCUCUUUCGAACCUAACUGAGCUUACCAACAUGAAGUUGCAAGGGAAUAGUCUAAGUGGUACUAUACCUGACAGCAUUGGAGAUCUGAGUAGUCUCUUAGAACUCCAGCUCGGUCAAAACCAGCUUAGAGGGAGGAUUCCAAUAAUGCCGCCAAAGCUGCAGAUUUGCUUAAAUCUCAGCACUAACAUGUUCCAAGGACCAAUCCCUUCUACAUUGUCUCAACUCGACCGCUUGGAAGUUCUUGAUCUUUCAAAUAACAAAUUCUCAGGGGAGAUCCCUGGUUUUCUGACCAGCUUAAUAUCCCUUAGACAGCUGGUACUAUCCAACAACCAGCUUAUUGGAAAUAUUCCAAAGUUCACCCAUAAUGUUUCAAUCAGUGUCACUGGAAACCCCGAGAUCACCACCGUUGACCAUGGAGUCGUUAUCCCAGGCAGGCCAUCAGGGAAGAGCCAACUCGUUCUGAUCGUGACCCUUGUCGCCAUAGGAGUAACUGCUCUUGUGGCAGUGAUUAUAAUUCUGAAACUUUAUAGGCGCUUCAAUGGGGUUAACAACAUGCAAGUCGACCUCGACGAGGAAGAAGGAUCAACUGUUCUUCCCGAGGUCAUUCAUGGCAAGCUCCUCACUUCAAACUCUCUACACAAAUCAAACAUCAACUUCGCCAAAGCUGUGGAGGCUGUUGCUCAUCCAGAGAAUGCUCUGUUCCAGACAAUGUUCUGGAGUUACUACAGAGUGGUCAUGCCCUCUGGUUCAAGUUACUUCAUCAAAAAGCUCAACACAAGAGAAAGGCUUUUCCAGCAAGCCAGCAGCGAGCAACUAGAGCUAGACCUAGAGAUGUUGGGCAAGCUGCACCACUCAAACGUAAUGGUUCCACUGGCUUAUGUCCUUUAUUCACAGGGAGUCUUGCUCUUCUACGAAUUUGCUCACACUCACUCCCUUUACGAUGUUCUGCACAACCAUCCCAGCGAUGUGGUUGAUUGGACGAGCAGGUACAGUAUAGCAGUUGGCAUAGCUCAGGGAAUCUGCUACUUGCAUGGAUCCAACUCCAACGCGCGUGAUCCAAUCCUUGUACCAGAUCUCUCUAGUAAAAAAAUAAUGCUCAAGUCGCUCACUGAGCCGCUAGUAGCGGACAUUGAACUGUUCAAGGUAAUCGACCCUUCCAGAAGCAAUAGCAGCCUCUCCACAGUUGCAGGCACCAUCGGCUACAUUCCACCGGAGUAUGCUUACACGAUGAGGGUGACAAUGGCUGGGAAUGUCUACAGCUUUGGGGUGAUUCUUCUGGAGUUAUUAACCGGAAAGCCAGCGGUCAGCGAAGGACGAGAGUUGUCCAAGUGGGUGCAGAGCCAACAAGAGCAGCGCAACAACAUUCUUGACCUAAGAGUGAGCAAAUCAUCACCUGUAGCAACAAAGCAGAUGAUCCGUGCCCUCAGCAUUGCACUUGCCUGCAUAAACAUCUCUCCUGGGGCAAGGCCAAAGAUGAAGACUGUCCUACGGAUGCUCACAAGACUCUAAAUAAAAGUAUUGGCUGACGUGUAAAUUUUUGCUUCUUGCUUGCUUUGUAUAUAAAAGCAGCAUAGGAAGGUAUUAUCUGCAUCUCCAUAUUUGAGAUGCUCAGGAAACAAGAAGGAUCCAAUGCAUUCAAAUUUUUAGUUUAAAAUGAAUAUCAAAUACCAGAUGGUUAAAUAUGAA
Molecule: messenger RNA, 3209 nt
Organism: Brassica napus (rape)
Lineage: Eukaryota; Viridiplantae; Streptophyta; Magnoliopsida; Brassicales; Brassicaceae
Product: leucine-rich repeat receptor-like tyrosine-protein kinase PXC3
Exons: 2
Coding region: 165-3032 (955 amino acids)
Biological process (GO): protein phosphorylation
Molecular function (GO): protein kinase activity; ATP binding; protein binding
Source: RefSeq, a predicted model, not a curated record